Molecule: messenger RNA, 5132 nt
Organism: Bradysia coprophila
Lineage: Eukaryota; Metazoa; Arthropoda; Insecta; Diptera; Sciaridae
Product: ras-specific guanine nucleotide-releasing factor 2-like
Biological process (GO): Ras protein signal transduction
Cellular component (GO): plasma membrane
Molecular function (GO): guanyl-nucleotide exchange factor activity
Source: RefSeq, a predicted model, not a curated record
GCAAAAUGCAAAAACGAAUCCAAACGAAAUCAUUGUAAAUAAUGUCAAGUUACCUAACACAAUAUAUCAGUACCGAAGGAAUAAAAUCAAACUACUAAUGCAAUCAACAAUCUGUGAUAUUUAAAGUAACUAAAACCUUUGUGUGCAGCAAUGACUUAAUGCACACACCAACUUAAAUUUACGUUUCGGUUUACACAACAACCAAAAAAUUUAAUUGAAAAACUAGUUGUUAGCCAAAUGUUGAGCCCGAAAAUGCAACGUUCGGUUCGUGUAAACGACACACAACUUCUUAUGCUAGCAGAACGAGCGCAAUAUGAUCAUUCAAUGCAUGGACUACUUCAGAAACGGUCGUCCGACAAUCACAAAUGGCAACUUAGAUGGUUUAUUCUCUAUCAGAAUUUACUCUUUUACUACGAAACAGAAACGUCGACUAGACCUUCUGGCCUAAUAUUUUUAGAAGGAAGCUACUGUGAACGUUUAAUUGCACCCAAUUGUAUAGGUCCUCCUGGUAUAUCGAGUCCUAUGCAUAAACCACACAAAGAAGAGAAACUUCAGCAUUGUUUCUCGAUAUCAUAUCGACGUGAAAACCAAAGGCAAUACGACUUGAAAGCGGCAAAUGAAUCAGAGUGUGCUACAUGGAUUGUGGCAAUACGUGAAGCAAGUUUCAAUAAGCUGCUGUUACAAAAAGAAGAACUCGAACAGAAGCACGUGCACUUGCUCCAAGUGGUCGAAAGUGAGAAGACUGCUAAGUGGCAGUACACCCAACAGUGCGAAGAAUUGGCAUCCGAAAUUAAGAAGCUGCGCGCUGAGAUUUGUUCAUUGCGUCGAGAAUAUUCACAUCGUCCAUCGGUAUCUCAAACACCUGUCGGUCGAGGUAGCUUCAGUGCGGGCUCAGCAAACGCAGAUGAUAAUUGCUCGUUAAGUGGCUUUUCCGAUCAGGUGCAAGACACCGCCGAAUUGAGAAAGAUCAAAAAAGUCCAAAGCUUCUUCCGUGGCUGGUUGUGCCGACGACGUUGGAAGCAGAUCGUUGAGGAAUACAUCAAAUCACCGCACGCUGAAAGUAUGCGCAAGCGAAACAGUUUGGUAUUUAGCAUGGUCGAAGCGGAAGAAGAGUAUAUGGAACAAUUGGAAGUGUUGGUCAGUUGUUUCUAUCGGCCAUUUAAAAUGGCGGCCAGCUCGAAGAAGCCACCAUGUUCGCAUGAAGACGUUAACUCAAUAUUCCUUAACUGCGAAACGGUGCUAUUUCUUCAUCAAAUAUUCCUCAAAGGUCUCACCUCACGCUUAGAAUCUUGGCCAACGCUGGUUCUAGGUGACCUAUUCGAUAUGUUGCUGCCGAUGUUGAGUAUAUACCAGGAAUAUGUGCGAAAUCAUCACUACAGUCUACAAGUUCUAACCGAAUGUAAAGUAAAUAAUGCAGCUUUUGCAGCCGUUCUGAAACGACUGGAAGGAAAAGCGGCCUGUCAAGGUCGAUGUAUCGAAACCUUUUUGACGUAUCCAAUGCAUCAGAUACCAAGGUACAUUAUAACGUUACACGAGCUAUUAGCACAUACUCCACACGACCAUGUCGAACGGAAGAGUCUAACCAAUGCCAGGCAGCAAUUGGAAGAUCUAUCACGUCAGAUGCACGACGAGGUAUCGGAAACGGAAAAUUUGCGGAAAAAUUUGGCGGUUGAGAGGAUGAUUGUUGAAGGCUGUGACAUACUGCUGGAUGUGAACCAAGUGUUUGUGCGGCAAGGAAGUCUGGUUCAAGUACCGCCUGGUAAGGGACGAAUACGAAGUCGUUUAACAUUUAAGAGCGAGAGGGAAUCGGUACGACAAUGUUUUCUCUUUUCGAACAAUUUGAUCAUUGCUACAAGGACUUCGGGUGGGAGAUUGCAUCUAUUGCCGGACGUUGGGAAGAUUCUUCUCGCUGAGGCCACUCUAAUCGAAGAUCCGAGUAGUGAUUCCGAGAGAGACGAUGAGGACGCCGAAGUAUUGUCGCAACGCACCCAAGGCAGUACAUUCAGUGUGAACGAAUCGGUUGUCAGCACCAGCAAUCGUGACUUCAAAAUUGUGGUCGAUCUGAAAUCGGGUGUACGUCACUGCAUCCAUUUGGUGGCGUCGACCGUACAGGAAAAGGAGGCAUGGAUCAGCGACAUAUCCCAAUGCAUGGACAAUAUUCAUUUGCAUUCGAUGCUGUCGCCGGGACUAGUUGGCUCGUCCGGGGGUUCCAUAGCUGCCCACCAUGCUUUAAAAACUGAUCCUCGAUUAUUUAAAGAUGAUGUUGACAUACGCUUCUCAAGGACUUUAAAUUCUUGUAAACUUCCUCAAGUUCGCUAUGCUACACCUGAGAGAUUGUUACAACGCUUAACAGAUCUUCGGUUUCUAUCUAUUGACUUUCUGAACACUUUUCUGCUUACGUACCGUGUAUUCACCGAUAGCGAAACAGUUUUAAAUGCACUCAAAAAGGUGUUCUACGAUCCAUCCAACGAUGAACCAUGCGACUGUGAACCGCAAACCGAUUUUCUUGAUAUACCCGGAGGUGAUGAUGGCCAAUAUUCACCACGUCGAACAUCGGGUGCUAGUUCCGUUUCCGGAUAUUGCUCGGAGGGACCCGAUCGAGACCGUUCGCUCAGUCAAGAUUCCACUUCGUUAAAGCCAAAGGGAAAACGCAUUCUAACCAAUCAGUCAACGGAAGAAGGGCUAUCCUGGAUACCGGAAAUGUGCGGUCCAACGAUAAUCAAAGAAUCGGAAGACUGUGACAUCAAUGAGGCCCUAUCGCAUGAUGUGGUAACUUCAAUUGAAAUUACUACGACCACCUCGCAAUCGGACAAUUUAUUGUCCAUUCCGGCGACAACCAUUGCAACGUCUAACAGUUUGGACACGUUGACAGAGAGUACUCUCAGUGGGCCGUCAUCACCAUCAAAUCUGAGUUCAGUGACUCUCGUCGGUUCGACGGGAUCGGGAAGCUUCGAAAGAACAGAGUCGAUAACAACUGAAUUAUCAUCAACAACUUCGACAACAACGACUGCUACCACAACCAUAUCAGCGACAAGCGAAUCCAAACAAUAUAAAUUUGGCACAGCUCCCACAGCUCCGUUGCCCGAACGAAUUCGACCGAAAGUAACUGCAUCAAAGGAAUCGGAUUCAUCGAAAAUUGUAAUAACCCCGUCACUUCCGCCAACCGUCACAACGACACACUAUGUAGAAAGUACAGAACAGACAGCCAGUCAAGAAUUGCAUCAGAAAAUGGUCGAAAUCGAUGAACCAAGGCCAAAGAGUAGAUCGUCAUCGACUGUGUCAUCUUUACAGCCUCACAAAACAUUGUUGGACCGCAGACCGAGUGCUGGAGCUAAUAUUCAAAUACCUCAUGCUGCUCUGUGUCAACACCGGCACAGUCUGCAACUAAAUGGGGACUCUGGUUUGCCUCGCGGGAGUGAACGUUCUAGUCCACGAUCAUUUCAUCGGAUUCAGAAAACACCCGAAAAAACACGCAAACAUCUGUUUGGAACUCCUCAAAAAGAGCCACCCAGAAGGUUCUCCGAAAGCGAUGAUGAUAUGUCGUCCUCAUUAUACACUACCCCAAGGGGUUCUUUAGGUGGAUCGUCGCUCGGAACCAUGUCACCAAGAGCAUCUAUUCAACAGGAACCGAUCAAUCACUGUAGCAGUAAGGUGGGCGUAGUUAUAACAUCGUACAGGCAGUCCCAACGCAGUUUGGAUCCUGAUGCGUUGUGGAGUAGUACGUCAACUGCUGCAGCUGCAUUUGCAGUGGCGACAUCUGCAUCAAGCAAUCCACGCGACGAGCCCCCUGAGUUACGAUCGUCCAAUCGUAAAGAAUCUGUGGUUAGUUCACCAGCCACCAUGCGGGUGCUAAAUGUGUUAAGGCAUUGGGUGUCCAAACAUUUUCAGGAUUUCGAACAAGAUGUUAAUCUGCGUUCUCAGGCCAUUGUAUUUUUGGAGGACAUCACAUGCAGUCCGAACUUGUUACCGUCCGAACAUCGUGCUGCCUCACAGUUAUUACGGUUGUUAGUUCGUGAUGAUUUAGACUGCGGGCGGCAGCAAUUGGAAAUUUUACUAUCACAGCCGUUGGUUGCCAGUAAAGACAGCAUCGAAACGUUGUCGGCUCUAGAAAUUGCUGAACAGAUGACGUAUUUGGAUCACCAGAUUUUUAUGAAUAUUCGAAGCGAAGAGUUCCUGGGGCAGUCCUGGAUGAAAUCGAACAAAAAGACCAGAGCCGAACAUAUUAUCCAAAUGACUAAGCGAUUCAAUGAUGGAUCAAGACUAGUAUCAUCGGAAAUAAUAUCAAGAAGUAGCAUAUCGUCCCGUGUCGCUGCUAUUGAAAAAUGGACGGCCGUAGCUGACAUCUGCCGUUGUCUGCACAAUUUCAAUGGCGUGUUGCAAGUGUGUGCAGCAUUCACGAACGCAGCCGUGUUUCGCUUGAAAAAAACCUGGGACAAAGUUCCGAAAACGAUUAAACACACAAUUACCAAACUACAAGCUGUUAUUUGCUCGGAUGGUCGAUUUCGUGCCAUGCGUGAAGCGUUACACCGCUGUGAUCCACCGUGUAUACCGUAUUUGGGAAUGUACUUGACGGACUUGUCGUUUAUUGAAGAGGGUACACCCGACUUUACACAGGAUCGGUUGCUCAAUUUCUCCAAAAUGAGAAUGGUGGCUCACGUCAUUCGUGAAAUUCGACAUUUUCAACAGACGCCAUACAAAAUCGAUCACAUACCAAGGGUAACUGCAUACUUGUUAGAUUCAUCCUUACUGCUGGACGAUGAGGAGCUAUACGGCCGUUCAUUACAAAUCGAACCGCGAAGUUCACGGUUAAGUGCCCCCAAUACACAGUUGGUGUAAAUCGGAUAUGGAAUGAAGAAGCGACUCGCAUGAAACAUGAAACAUGUAAGUUGUUAAUGAGUAAAAGAUUGGACAUUUUAUGGUGGAUUAUUAUUACUUCUGUUCGCUAACAAAAUUCUACGUAGAUAAUAAUAUAAAAUAGAGAUGAAGGGAGAGAGAGAGAGCGGGGAGAGAGCUAGAUAUAAUAUAUGGAAAAAAUUCGAGAGACAUUUUAAAUGUAAAUCGUAAGUGUUGUUGAUCCAAAGAAAAUUUAUGAAAAGAAAACCAAAAAAUUAUAAAUAAUAGUUACACUUUAA